AUGAACCGGUUACCUGAGGAGGAGUUCAAAGGUCUCUCGGAUGAUUUCUUUGAUGAUUUCAUCAACCAAAUUGAUUUUCCGCUAGAAGACAUCGAUGCCACCAAUGGCGAGGGAGAUUGGUACGCUAGAUUUCAAGACCUUGAGCCUCCUCCCAUGGAUAUGUUCCCGAGUUUGCCCUCUGAGCUCACCUCUUGUGGCAUUAUCAAGAGGGGCCGUGUGGGAGCUCAGAAGACUGUUCCUAGAUUGAGACAGUCCACUUCUUCUGGAUCAUUGUCCGGCAAAAACAGCACUCUCCACCACCAAUCUUCAUCACCUCCUGAUGUCAAAGUCUCAAAGCUCUUCCAGUCUUCAAGUCCAGUGUCAGUUCUUGAGAGCAGUGAUGCCUCUUUCUCGCCUCAGAACUUGAGUUCUCAGAGAUUGACUUUCCCUGUGAAAGGCAUGAGAAGCAAGCGCAAACGCCCCACAACACUGAGGUUUAGAUCCCUUCUCCCCUUUGAACCCACGAAGCCCGAGAAGCUAACUCGUGGCGAAUCGGAAUCCAUGAGUUACUGUUCUUCCGAGCAACCUGCAAAGAAGAAACGCAAGAUUCACCCUCCCACCACCAACACGGUGUGUAACGGUUUGGAGGCAAGUAACUCGGACGGGAUAGUCAGGAAAUGCACUCACUGUGAGACAACCAAGACACCGCAGUGGAGGGAAGGACCUAAUGGGCCAAAGACCCUCUGCAACGCUUGCGGGGUCCGGUACAGAUCCGGUCGUCUACUUCCAGAAUACCGACCAGCCUCAAGCCCUACCUUCAUCCCAUCUGUGCACUCAAACUCACACAGGAAGAUCAUAGAGAUGAGAAGGAAGGACGACGAUCAGUUUGAAACAAGCAUGAUUCACGCGGUGAUAUCCGGAGCGUGA
Microthlaspi erraticum is the source of this 906-nucleotide messenger RNA. NCBI's taxonomy places the organism in Eukaryota, Viridiplantae, Streptophyta, Magnoliopsida, Brassicales, Brassicaceae. The record is from the annotation of a GenBank genome assembly.